AUGCUACUGUCAAACACGGCAUUGCUUCUGCUGAGCGUCAUGCAGCCGGCGCUUGGCCAAGCCACUGCCGGUUGCGGCAGCGAGGAGCUGAUGUUCAAGCAGCUAACACCUGAGCAAGUGACGCUGGCUUACAAUGUGAAAAGCACCGGAUGCGAUGCCGGUGUCAGGACCUGGGUCGGGGUCUGGGACGCGUACGCCCCGCUCCCGCUCAUAUCCAACUUUAAGGCAUGGCAGUAUUUGGAGGGCAACAAGGGAGAAGUCAACUUUAGCAAGACUGAACUAGGAUCUGGUGUAUGGAAAGCUGGGUUUUUCUGUGACGACGGGUGGAGAACACUUUUUGCUCUCUCAGGCAACUUUGAGCUCACCCCCAACGGAAGCGGCAACUCUUAG
Molecule: messenger RNA, 390 nt
Organism: Metarhizium robertsii ARSEF 23
Lineage: Eukaryota; Fungi; Ascomycota; Sordariomycetes; Hypocreales; Clavicipitaceae
Exons: 1
Coding region: 1-390 (129 amino acids)
Source: RefSeq, a predicted model, not a curated record